Colletotrichum aenigma is the source of this 1644-nucleotide messenger RNA. It is a transcript of the gene ARS-4, whose product is annotated as Arylsulfatase. The record is from RefSeq and is a predicted model, not a curated record. Gene Ontology annotation, molecular function: arylsulfatase activity; N-acetylglucosamine-6-sulfatase activity; glycosaminoglycan binding. Gene Ontology annotation, biological process: phenol-containing compound metabolic process. Bases 1 to 1644 code for a protein of 547 amino acids. The transcript is spliced from 3 exons. Lineage: Eukaryota; Fungi; Ascomycota; Sordariomycetes; Glomerellales; Glomerellaceae.
AUGGAAAGCGUUCAGCACAUGCAACACUUGAAGUUCGAUAUCGUGGAAAAGGGCACGGCAUUCACCCAACACUACUGUACCGUUGCUCUCUGCUGUUCUUCUCGUGCCACUCUCUGGACGGGGAAAGCUGCGCACAACCACAACAUCACGAAUGUUUCCCCUCCGCAUGGUGGCUACCCCAAGGUCGCGGAAACAGGUCUCAACGACGAUUACUUGUUCCUGUGGAUGCAGGAAGCAGGAUACAAUACCUACUAUUCCGGAAAGCUCUGGAACUUCCACGGCGUGUCUAAUUAUGACCGGCCAUUCGCGAGAGGCUUCAAUGCGUCCGACUUUCUACUCGACCCCUACACUUAUCGAUAUUGGGAUGCGAAGAUGACACAUAAUGGUGAACCGCCUAUAAGCUACGCCGGGAAGUACAAUACGGAUGUUGUGGCUGACAAAGCCUAUGCUCUGUUGGAACAAGCACUCAACCACGAUGAGCCUUGGUUUCUCACAGUUGCGCGCAUUGCUCCACAUUCCAAUCCGGUGUUUGAUGAGAGAACGAACACAACCUACUUGUCCACGCCACAAAGCGCAUAUCGCCAUGAGCACUUAUUCCAUGAUUACAAGAUUCCCCGCGGAAAGUCCUUCAAUCAGCAAAUAAGCGGUGCGGCGAGCUGGCCCGGGCGUCUUGAAGCGCUCAAUGAGAGCGUUCUCGCAUACAACGACCAUUACCAGCGCCAACGUCUGCGGGCCCUACAAGCUAUUGACGAGAUGGUUCAUGAGCUCGUGGAAAGACUCGAACUUGCCGGCGAGAUUGAGAAUACCUACAUUUUCUACUCGACGGAUAAUGGAUAUCACAUCAGUCAACAUCGAAUGCAUCCUGGCAAAGAAUGCGGUUACGACACUGACAUUCACAUACCCAUGUUUGUUCGUGGACCUGGCCUUGUGCCUGGUGGUGAAGUCGACUCUGCAACCUCGCACACCGACAUCGCUCCAACAAUUCUCAAGAUCGUGGGUGCAGAACGACAGCUUGACGGAGAAGCUAUGCCCUGGGCAGGUGAAGUGGCCCAAACCAGGAAUGAACAUGCCGCCAUUGAGUUCUGGGGUUGGGGAGCUCCCGAAGGCCACUAUGGAUUGCGCAGUGACGAGCACUUUGAGUCUGGCAAGCUAGAAGGUUUGUACCUCAACAACACGUAUAAAGGUCUCGGUCUGGUUGGGAAAAUUUUUAAUCUUUACUAUUCGGUGUGGUGCACGGGAGAGCGGGAACUUUUCAAUCUGAAGGAUGACCCCGAGCAAACCAUCAACCUGCUUUCCGACACAUCUCAGGCUUUGAUCCUGGUUGAAAACUUUGAAGUUUCUGGCAGAGGAGCUUCCGAGGUCGUUCAUCGCCUUGAUGCUGUCAUCAUGGCUCUCAAAGAUUGUGAGGGGCGGCGUUUUUCCCGGCCUUGGUCAGCUUUGCACCCCGACGGAGACAUCGUGUCUCUCGAGCAAGCUUUGGAUACUAAGUACGACGACUUCUACAAGAGGCAACCUAAAAUGUAUUUCGGAAGUUGCGAGGCAGCCUUCAUCAAGGAGAGAGAAACCAAUGAGCCUGUCAACCAAUACGGCGGCGACGCUCGGCCUGAGUAUGAUUAUGGUGAUGAGUGGAUCCUAGCCAUUUAG